Molecule: messenger RNA, 843 nt
Organism: Saccostrea cuccullata (small rock oyster)
Lineage: Eukaryota; Metazoa; Mollusca; Bivalvia; Ostreida; Ostreidae
Product: glutathione S-transferase A-like
Exons: 6
Coding region: 83-838 (251 amino acids)
Source: RefSeq, a predicted model, not a curated record
UGAGACCCAAAUGCGUUUUGUGUAACUUUAUAUCUUAUCACUAGACUUUCGAGAAGACCGACGCAUGUAAUAUGACACUUACAUGCCGCCAUAUUUAGGAAAAACGAUUUUUCAACACUUCAGGCUUUUUCGACAAUUUUGUACAAAAUCGACAAUGUCAGAGGAUAUGUUUUUAUUCUGGGGAUCUGGGAGCGUUCCCUGCUGGAAAGCAAUGCUUGCUCUCGAAGAAAAGGGCUUCAGUGGAUACAAAAACAAGAUGAUCUCCUUCGACAAAAACGAACAGAAAGGACCAGACGUCCUCAAAUUUAACCCCAGAGGAGAGGUACCAACAUUUACACAUGGAACAAUCGUAGUGAACGAGUCCAAUGCCAUCUGCGAAUAUCUGGAGAGUACUUUUAAAGAUUAUGGAACUCAACUCAUUCCAUCUGAUCCAAAGCAGAGGGCACUUGUUCUUCAGAGAAUGCAUGAGGCGGUUGCUAACCUAAUGCAGAAGAUGUUGCUUGAUUUUUUGUAUGAAUUUUUUGAGACUAAGGAAGAAGACAUGGACCCGGAAGCAUUGACCAAAAAGACAAAGACAUUGAAAGAAGAGCUAGAAAUAUGGGAUGGUUAUUUAGGAAAGACAGGCGCCUUCUUAGCCGGACCUGACUUUUCCAUGGCGGACGUGUAUUUCUUCCCUUUCAUUGCGUUUGGUGUACGACUGGGCUUGAAUCUGGAUAAAUUUCCAAAUAUAAAAGCUUACUAUGAGAGCGCCUGCGCAAGACCCAGCAUCAAAACAACGUGGCCCCCUCACUGGAAGGAAAGCAAACCUUCCAUGACUCCUUUGGCAGGGCGCUUAUAAGAAGA